UAAUUGGAGAAUAAUUGCUUAAUAUUGAUUGUGCUAGAGCUGUACUAUUAAAGGCCAAGAUAAAAAUAAUAAAUGCACUAAUACUAGCCUUUUAAAAGAAAAUAGAAUGUCUUAUUUUCAAGAAAAACUUAUAUUAAAGCUUCAAUUGUGCUUCAUUAGUACGAAGUUGCGUACAUAUAUUUCUAUUGUAACGUUCCUAAUUCGAUUUACGUGAAUAUAAAAACAAAUUCACCGCUCAACCAGCUUCAUGGCUCUUAAUAGUUGGAACAUUAAAUUUUUUGUAAGAAUAUACUAAGUCAAGAUAAGAAAAAAUGCUUUCACACGUAAAAAUUUACAAGUAAUAAAUGACACGUCAACCGAAAUUUGUAUAAAGAGUUAUGUCCUUAUCGCUGUUGCUCAACUCUUAUUUGUCUUCGUAUGCGAAAAACUAUUUCGAAAAUAACGUGAAAGUACUUUGGUACAAUCAGGAAUUUUCACAAAGUCGAUUCCCACCAGGACAAACAAGUAAAAAAGAUAUCUUCUCUUUUAUUUUAUCUGCACCGUUCCGAAUACGAUAUAUAAUUUUUAACACAAUUCUAGUUAGCGAAGCAUGUACUCUUAUUUGCCUCCUUGUUGCUCAACGAAUAUCUCAAACAGGAUUAAUAAUAUACGAUGCGGAGAAAUCUCCUAAACUUAUUGCUAUCAUAGCUGAAGCUAUGAUAGAGGGUAAUACUAUCCAUGCAUGGAUUGUUAAAAAAGGUUUAGUUUCUCAUCCUUAUCUCAGUACAGAAGAGGCACUGAGACUUGGGGGCAAAAGUUUGAGUCUAUUAAGAGAAUGGACAUUUCAAGUAUUUCAUGAAAAGAUUCAGAGAGGUUUAUAUCAACAUAUAAGUAAUUUUUUACACAAAUGGUACUUAGCACCAAAGUCUAAGAAUUUAUUUAUGCUUCUUAUUACUUGUGGACGAACAGUACUGUUUAUAUUUCAAGAAAAGACUUAUAUGGUAACUUUUUUCGACUCUCAUAGUCAUAGUACAAUUACAAAUCCAAAUCGGGGAUUAGUUAUUGCACAGACAUAUAUAGAGAAUUUGGAACAUUUAUGCAAUUGGUACACGAAGGAUAUAUUAAAUAAAUGUUACAAUACAAAAGCAAACCAAUAUGAGCUAGCCUUUUUAUAUCCAUCCAAUUCACCAUGCUGUGGCUGUGAUCCUGUAUGUAACUGUGGCAAUCAUUGCAAAAAACAAUAACACAUAAUCCUUACUUUUCAAGUGUCAAUAUGUAAAAAACUUUUUAAAGUUAUACGUAUACAUACAAAUAUAUUUUAAAAAAAGUAAAAUUUAUAUAUAUAACUUCAUUAUGAUGUGUGUAUGUAUGAAAUGAUCAUGGAACUUUUUGUUUAAUUAGACAUAUUAUUUAGAUUAAGACUGACGGAUUUAUUUACAUUAUGUACAAUUUCUUCCUAAAACUAUUACAAUUUUUUGGUGUUCACGCAAUGCAUAAACUACUAAAAAAAUAAAGUAGUUUAAGUCUGAAAAUCGUAUUUUCUUUAGUAUUAAUUAAAUAAAAUGUAAUAUACAUCUUUCAUGAAUUUUUUUCUGCAUUGCGCAAACAUAUUUCUGACAAUAUUUUACUGGACUCUCUUUUUUAUAUUGAAUGUAUAUGUCACGAACUGUUUUCAUUUUACCUAUUUUAACAUUUUUAUAAAAUAUAAUCCAAAAUUUCUGGACGAUGUAUUCUUUAUAUUGCUAAUUCUCUACUUUGCACCUUUCAAUGUCAAUAUAUCUAAACUGAUAUAAUGUUCUGGUUCCUUAACUGUUAACCAUAAAGUUGCAGAGAUAUAUAUUUUUUUACAUUAUAUUUCUUUAAUCUCUUUGUAUUAUAUAUAAAUUAAAAUGAUUAGUAGUAAAUUGAUGUACUUUACUAAACUACAAAAGCAUUAAUCACAUAUUGCAUUGUGAAGUA
Molecule: messenger RNA, 1938 nt
Organism: Bombus pyrosoma
Lineage: Eukaryota; Metazoa; Arthropoda; Insecta; Hymenoptera; Apidae
Exons: 4
Coding region: 378-1223 (281 amino acids)
Source: RefSeq, a predicted model, not a curated record